This is a messenger RNA of Linum tenue, 474 nucleotides long. The record is from the annotation of a GenBank genome assembly. Lineage: Eukaryota; Viridiplantae; Streptophyta; Magnoliopsida; Malpighiales; Linaceae.
AUGAAGCAAUUAAUCCGCCGCCUCUCCCGCGUGGCCGACUCCUCCACCUACAGCCUCCUCCGCUCCGACUCCCACCACAACCGCCGCCGCGCCGCCGCCUCCGCCGCCGGGAGAGCGGAAUCGUUCCGGUCGCUGGUGAAGGCGGCGAGGAGAUCCAGCUGCGGGAAGGCCGUCCCGCACGGGUACGUCCCCGUCUACGUCGGCGACGAGAUGGAGCGGUUCGUGGUGAGCGCCGAGCUCCUCAACCACCCGGUCUUCGUCGGCCUCCUCAACAAGUCGGCGCAGGAGUACGGCUACGAGCAGCAAGGCGGGCUCCGGAUCCCCUGCCACGUCCUCGUCUUCGAGCGGGUCAUGGAGGCGAUUCGACUCGGCCUCGAGUCACACGACCUCGACGACCUCCUCGGCUCCUGCUCCGCUUCCGUUUCUGCUGCUGCUUCCUCCGCCGCGGCUGCCGUCUCCGUCGGAUACUUAUGA